This is a messenger RNA of Trypanosoma cruzi, 1434 nucleotides long. RefSeq lists its product as uncharacterized. The coding region runs from base 1 to 1434 and encodes 477 amino acids. Lineage: Eukaryota; Euglenozoa; Kinetoplastea; Trypanosomatida; Trypanosomatidae. The transcript has a single exon. The record is from RefSeq and is a predicted model, not a curated record.
AUGCUUCGCCCCUCCAUCGUGUCGACUCUCUCCACGAAUGCCGUGCUUUUAGAGUACCGCAAGCAUCACAAGCCACACAGUUCUGGAGGCAACACGUCACGGUCCUCGUCAGUCAUUUCGCAGCGUCCUCCUGACGGCGCAAUUGUUGUAUUGGAAAAUGAGGGAAAUGACUCGGAUGAAUUUUCCGUGCGGGAGGCGAUGUCACCAGCCAUCAUGUCAGCAUCUGAUGAGACUCGCAUUGUGAAUACAAAAAAGAAUGGUGGGCUUGAAAAAAGCAACGCUCAGCAGCGUAUUGCCGUUGAUUGGGAUUGGGUCAACCAUGAGACGGAGCAACAACGGGUAAACAGCAACAUUUCCAGUGUACCUUGUAUUAAUGACCAACAGGAAAACAUAAGUUUCUUGGAUGCUGUACGAUUGCUUAAAAAUGACAGAUAUACCUGGGAGCCCUAUGUUUCGGCACACAGAUUUAGUGAAAACAAAAAGAGCAACUGCCUCAUCUCGCUUAUUGAGCGCCUUAGAGACAUCUUUUGUUGGUGUAGACACUCUUAUUCGAGAGAUGGCAUUGUUAGUUCAGAUCCGGACUCCAUAUUGCACCAUGACACGGAAUUUACUCUGACACUACCCUUUGUGCCAUUUGACCACAGCUACUCCAUUCACCGACGAUUACUAAUCACCAUUUACCACAAUUUGUUUCGCCAGACGAAGAAUGGGUCUAUCAAUGGUGGCACUCGUCCCGGUGCGAUUGACUGGGAAGUGUUAGGGUUUCAAGGCAGUGAUCCAGCAACAGACCUUCGCUUUACAGGUAUUCUUGGUCUACUGCAGCUUGUUUACCUGAUUGAGUAUUAUAGGGAUUUUGCGAUGUUGUUGUGGAAUACCUGCACAAAUGGCGGCAGUGGGUUACUUGUGUACGAGGAGCUUCCGUUUGUGCUUGUGGGGUUUAAUUUUUCAGCCGUGAUUCUUGACAUGCUGAAGGAUAGUGGGUUCUAUACAGAAAUAACACGUCGGGCUCAGGCUCUUUUCUACAAUAAAACAAGGGCAAGUCGUCUUCCCAUUAUAAGCGAUAGUGAGAAGGCAUUAGGGCGUGAAUUCCCACUUCUUUUUAUCUGUUGCGAGUACCAUGUUGGUUGCUUGUUCCUCUUCUGGGAGUGUUGGCAUGACCUGAAGAUGCAGCGCGAUGGAAAGCAGCCAACCAUUGGGGAUUUUGGAGUUGUCAAGGCGAAAUUGUGCACAAAGCUAAAAAAAAAUGGCCCCCAGUAUGCUUUUGAUGCCUGUGCAAAGGCCGGAGAUCCCUUUAAUACGGCUUUCCACGCAGAAAGCGCGGUGAUGCCCGGCGCGAUGCAGCUGUCGAAAGAUGAUGUGGCUAUUGGAACCAACUGGCCCCAACCGCAGGAGGGAAGGGAGGGGGAAGAAUUGUGGCGGUCCGAGGGAAAAUAA